Molecule: messenger RNA, 1612 nt
Organism: Papilio xuthus (Asian swallowtail)
Lineage: Eukaryota; Metazoa; Arthropoda; Insecta; Lepidoptera; Papilionidae
Gene: Uba5
Product: Ubiquitin-like activating enzyme 5
Exons: 9
Coding region: 124-1368 (414 amino acids)
Biological process (GO): protein ufmylation
Cellular component (GO): cytoplasm; cytosol
Molecular function (GO): UFM1 activating enzyme activity
Source: RefSeq, a predicted model, not a curated record
UACUUUUAUUUAUCCGUGGCAGUGUCAGUGUCAGAAAUAGGUUGUCAAGUGGUACUGAAGUCAAAAAGAGGAUUUGCCAAGUUAUCCUAUAUUUUGGAGCAGAAUUUAAAUAUUAAGUUAAAAAUGGCUACUGUUGAAGAGUUAAAGAAGAAGAUUGAAGAGUUGGAGUCUAAAUUAGCCGCCGCACAAGGAACUAAAGGUCCAGUUAGAGAAAAAAUCGAAGUAAUGUCUGCAGAAGUUGUCGAUUCAAAUCCUUACAGUCGUCUAAUGGCGUUGAAGCGUAUGGGCAUUGUGGAUAACUAUGAGAAGAUCCGUGAGUUAUCAGUAGCCGUGGUGGGUGUUGGUGGGGUGGGGAGUGUCACUGCUGAGAUGCUCACUCGCUGUGGUAUUGGCAAGUUGAUCCUGUUUGACUAUGACAAGGUGGAGUUGGCGAAUAUGAAUCGGCUUUUCUUCCAGCCGCAUCAGGCAGGACUGAGCAAGGUUGCCGCAGCGGCCGCCACACUGCAAGCUAUCAAUCCUGACGUUGCUAUAGAUGCACAUAACUAUAACAUCACCACUGUUGAUAACUUUCAGAAGUUUUGUGACACAAUAAGUACGGGCAGUUUGAAGAGUGGUCCGGUAGACCUAGUGCUGAGCUGCGUAGACAACUUCGAGGCGCGUAUGGCUAUCAACACAGCGUGCAAUGAGCUCGGACAAAACUGGUUUGAGUCUGGAGUCAGUGAGAAUGCAGUCUCUGGACACAUACAAUUUAUUGUGCCCGGAGAGACUGCCUGCUUUGCGUGCGCGCCGCCGCUGGUGGUGGCUUCAAACAUAGACGAGAAGACGCUGAAGCGAGACGGCGUGUGCGCAGCCAGCCUGCCCACCACUAUGGGCAUUGUCGCUGGAUUUCUCGUUCAAAAUGCUCUAAAAUACUUGCUGGGCUUUGGCAAUGUCAGUCACUACCUCGGCUACAGCGCAUUGACUGACUUCUUCCCAACGAUGAGCCUUAAGCCGAACCCUACAUGCUCGGAGGCGUGGUGCGUGCGGCGCGCGGCGGCGGUGCGAGCGCGCCCUCCGCCUGUGGAGAUGGCGGCCGAGGUGUGCGAGGACACCGCCCCCCUGCACCAGGACAACGAGUGGGGUAUUAGCCUGAUCGAGGAGAACGCGCCGGAGGAGGAGGCGCCCUCCAAUUUGCAGCUUGCAGAGGGUGUGCAGGUGGCGUACAGCAUAGGUGUGGAGGCGGCGGCGGAGGUGGAGGCGGAGGUGGAGGCGGAGGUGGAGGCGGGAGGAGGUGCGGGAGACAGCAGCACGCCGGAGUCGAGCGGAGGUGCGCUGGCGGCCGCUGAGCUCUCACUGGAGGACCUCAUGCAGCAGAUGAAGUCGCUGUAGACUGACAACCACUAGCUCCUACACUAUGUACUUUUAUGUUAAUUUCAUUAUACUAUAUUUAAUAUACAUAUUUGUAUAUGGUUGUGUUAUUAAUAUUUAUUUAAUAUAUUUUAUUUUUGUUCUUUUGUGCUUACAAUGUUCUCAAAGUGUCAAAAUAACAUGAUAUUGUCUCGCUUCAAACGUAAAUAUAUCUUGUUAAAAAAGUAAUUAUCAAAAACUGGGUAACUCAUGACAUAUAUAUGUA